Messenger RNA from Saprolegnia diclina VS20, 1796 nucleotides. RefSeq lists its product as hypothetical. Bases 27 to 1736 code for a protein of 569 amino acids. The record is from RefSeq and is a predicted model, not a curated record. The transcript is spliced from 4 exons. Lineage: Eukaryota; Oomycota; Saprolegniomycetes; Saprolegniales; Saprolegniaceae.
CGCCAAGAUCGCGACUGUCGAGGUGCAUGCUGCUCACGGCCGAGGACUUGCUGGCGAUGGCGGCCAAGGUCGGACCGCCAACGCUGGGCGCCCACAUGCAGCGAGUCCGCGCCACAGACGCGCAGGGUACGUUGCAUCCCGAGCUGAAGCGGCUCAACGACGCGAUGGAAGCCGAAGCGACGCGCUACGCAUUGGCGAUGCAGCCGUAUGACCAGCAGCGCUGCGAUCACGCCAGCCUCAGUGGCUGCUUGACACCGCUGCGGUCACCGCUCCAGCGUCGUCGGGGCUCCCUCGUGCUCGACAUGGGGUCCCUCGUCGAGUCCAAGUCGGCUGCGUCGUCGCCAAAAGCCAAGCCGCCGGUGCAAAGCCCGCACGAGAGCCCUAGCUACCAGUCGCUCUUCCUCGCUGCGGCGCUGCAGCUCCUGGACGAGAAGGACAAGCCGCGCACGUCGCUGCCACCGUCCUUGGACGCCCACCACCCCAAGCUUCCGCCCGACACGCUCCUCGCCGGGUACCUCAAGAAGGCCAAAGACAACUCGCUCCGAACCAGCACGAAAAAGUACGCGGUCUUGACCCGGGGUGUCUUGCGCUACUACGCCGACAUGGCAGCGGCGACGUACACCGAGAUCAUCCUCGUGCCCCGGCGCUUCCUCUGUCGUGAAAACCUCUCGCAGCGCUUCCAGCACAAGUACGCGUUCGAACUGCUCGCCACCGGGAGCGCGGCCGAGAAGCGCCAGACGAAGCUCGUCUUCAUGGCCAAGUCGGAGACCGAGCGCCGCCUCUGGGUGCACGCGAUCCGGGCCGUCGUGAACGCGUCGCCCGUCUCGCCCCGCGCCAUCGACGGCGACUGCUACGCGUUCAUUUUGCUCCAGCGCCAGAUCCAGGACGCAAGGCGCAAGGACGCGUACGUGCACGCGCUCCGGAGCGCCACGCACCACGAGCUCUGCGUGCCCGUCGAGUGGGUGCACAGCCAGCUGCAGCAAACGCGGCAACAUCUCGGCGAGAGCGGCAUGGACCAAGUGUUCAAGGACCUCGGGCGCGACCGCGUGAGCAUCAACGGCCGCGUCUACAGCGGCGCCGACGGAACCGAGAGCGUCGUGGGUGCGUUGGCGCAGGCCUUUAUGGACGUGUGCGACGACCUCACGGAAGCGCUUGCGCUUGAUGUGGUGCGUAGCGUCCUGCUGUCGUGCAACCGGACGCAGUCGGGCGGCGACACGUACGAGACGGUCGACUACCUCUACCACAAUGCGAGCUUGGUCGUGUUGUGCCCCAGUGCACGCGAGGCAGCACCGCUCGAGAUCAAGGUGGUCUUGCGCGAUACAUGCCCCGAGCUCGCGGCUAGCUUGGCGUCCGACGACCUGGGCUACGUUCCCCGGCAACACUCGCUCGUGCUACCCACCAAGGUCGAGCAGCAUCGCCCGUCAAUGGCGUCGGCCAUCUCGUUUGGCGACGACCUCGACAGUUCGUUCUUGCCGGCAAAAGCACUCAACCUCUUUGCCCGCGAAAAAGAGUCGGUCGAGCUGGUCUCGUUCGCGGGCGAGAAGAUGCAUGUGGCGAUCGUUGCCGCCACGUCGUACAAGAUCUGCGAUGCCAACCCGCAGGGCGAUGCGAGCCUCGAUACCUGGGCGAUCGUCGAUGCGGUCUUUGAGCAGUCGUUCGUGUACGCGCCAACGUACGGUGUCCUCGAAGGCAAGGGCACGGUCCGCGUCGCCACGCGCAGCGUCUGCGCCACGUAGAGCGAUACAACAUCGUCGUCGUUCCCGAAAGACAUAUAUAUAGAGAGCGCACAAGCCGUC